Messenger RNA from Photinus pyralis (common eastern firefly), 5636 nucleotides. RefSeq names its product synaptojanin-1. Gene Ontology annotation, molecular function: phosphatidylinositol-4,5-bisphosphate 5-phosphatase activity. The transcript is spliced from 16 exons. Lineage: Eukaryota; Metazoa; Arthropoda; Insecta; Coleoptera; Lampyridae. Gene Ontology annotation, biological process: synaptic vesicle endocytosis; phosphatidylinositol dephosphorylation. Bases 252 to 3593 code for a protein of 1113 amino acids. The record is from RefSeq and is a predicted model, not a curated record.
AUAACAUGGCGAGGAGAAUUGUCAAACUUGCCAGCCAGUGAUUUGAUUAUCAAUAUCAACUUUUAAUUAAUUUUUAAUGUCAUUGGCUUAUAGGAAAUAAUUCGAAAUUGGAAAUUAUGGUUUACGUUCGUACAUUCGUCAUUCGAAGGGAUUAUGGACUGUGUGUUAAUUUAAGUUCAUAAAGAAAUCAGCUGUUUAUUUCUGCCACCAAUUCUCGUUUUCGAAUAAUGUGAUAAAAAACGGAUUUUGCGAUGGCUAUGUACAAGGGUUUUCGUGUGUUGGAGAAAUCAAAGCCGCCUAGUCCGCAUAGUAUCCUUUUAGAGCAUCGUGGCAAAGAGGAGACGUUACUAUUUGAGUCGCAAGCAGUUGCAGUGCUUUCUUCUCAAGAAACGGAGGCUGUAAAAAAGUUGUACACGAAAAUAUUGGACGCUUACGGAUGUCUGGGUGUACUACAGCUAAAUGCCGGCGACUCUAGCGUUUUGUAUCUUGUAAUGAUAACCGGAUGCUUUUCAAUUGGGAAAAUAGGCGAUUCGGAGGUGUUCAGAAUAACGCAAACACAAUUUGUUCCCUUGCACUAUCAGCAGAACGAAGAGAAAAUUAUUGAGGUUAGAAAAGUACUAAACUCUGGCACGUUUUAUUUUUCUUGGUAUUCCGGGCAGAGUGGAGGGAAUCCGUUAGACUUGACGUUAUGUGCCCAAAGGAAGCAGAAAACGUCUCAAACGGAUCAUAGAUUUUUCUGGAAUAGGAUGCUUCACAUACACUUAGUGAGAUUCGAUGUCGACUGCAGCUCAUGGCUAGUCCGGGCAAUGUGUGGUUCAGUUGAAGUUCGUACAGUCUAUGUCGGACACCGUAAGGCUCUCGCUGCUGUUAUUUCGAGGUUAAGUUGCGAAAGAGCCGGAACAAGAUUCAAUGUGAGGGGAACUAAUGACGAAGGACACGUCGCCAACUUUGUGGAGACCGAGCAAGUUAUAUUUUUAGAUAACGAAGUCACGUCCUAUAUACAAACAAGGGGUUCAGUGCCGUUGUUUUGGGAACAACCCGGAGUGCAAGUCGGCUCGCAUAAAGUGAAAAUUUCUCGGGGCUACGAAGCUUCGAAUGCAGCGUUUGAUAGACAUAUGUCGAUGAUUAAAAGUAGGUACGGGAAACAGGUUAUCGUGAAUUUGCUCGGGACAAGCGUGAUUGGUAGCAAAGAAGGCGAGGCUAUGCUUAGUCACGAUUUUCAGAAACACCACAAAGAAUCAAAUCACUCCGAUAUCCCUCACAUAGUAUUCGACUAUCAUCAAGAGUGCAGAGGUGGAAACCAAGCGAACUUAUCCAAGUUAAAAGCUAGGGUGGAGUCGCAACUUCAAGAAUUCGGUUUUUAUCAAGCCGAUGCCAAUACUGUAUAUAGCUUACAAAUAGGAACUAUUAGAACAAAUUGUUUAGAUUGCUUAGAUAGAACAAAUUGUGUCCAAACGUUUUUUGGAUUAGAAGUAUUAGGGAAACAGUUGCAGGUGAUGCAACUCGUUGAUAAAAAGCAAACUGUCUCACGUUUCGAAGAGGUUUUUAAGCAGAUGUGGAUAAAUAAUGGCAACGAAGUUAGUAAGAUCUAUGCUGGCACUGGUGCCAUACAAGGGGGAUCAAAGAUUAUGGAUGGAGCCCGUUCUGCGGCGAGGACUAUUCAGAACAAUCUUCUUGAUAAUUCUAAACAAGAAGCAAUUGAUAUAUUAUUAAUGGGAUCAACCUUAAACACUGAGUUAGCGGAUCGUGCACGAACACUAUUACCCUAUAAUACACUUCACGCACCACAACAUGUACUUAGGGAGAUGUGCAGACGUUACAUGGAGUAUACAUCUCCAUUACCUAUUCGUGUAGCUAUAGGUACAUACAAUGUGAAUGGCGGAAAGCAUUUCCGCAGUGUGGUAUAUAAGGAUGUGUCAUUAGCUGACUGGUUAUUAGACUCUCACGUAAUUAACGCGGGCUCACUUGUUGACUUAACGCAUCAAAAUGACAAACCUUCAGUACCUAUAGAUUUGUUUGCAAUAGGAUUUGAAGAAAUUGUUGAUUUAAAUGCCGCCAAUAUAAUGGCGGCGAGCAGCGAGAAUGCCAAAGCGUGGGCCGAUGAGCUUCAAAAGGUACUUUCUCGCGAUCGACCCUAUGUACUGGUCACCUAUCAGCAAUUGGUUGGUGUUUGCUUGUAUUUGUUUGUAAGGCCAGAACACAUCCCGUAUAUCAAGGAUGUUGCAAUUGAUUGCGUUAAAACUGGACUUGGUGGAGCUGCAGGAAAUAAGGGUGCAGCGGCUAUACGAUGCGUUUUUUACGCCACAUCGCUAUGUUUCGUUUGCGCUCAUUUUGCUGCCGGUCAGUCGCAAGUAGCGGAGCGCAACGCCGAUUACAACGAAAUUACACGUCGCAUAAGCUUUCCCAUGGGACGCUCGCUGAAUUCUCACGAAUAUUUGUUUUGGUGUGGGGAUUUUAAUUAUCGUGUAGAUAUGGAUAAAGACGAGAUGAAAGAGCUUAUUAAGCAAAAUGAACUGAACGCCAUUCUGGAGAACGAUCAAUUAAAGAAACAGCAAGAGGCGGGAAAUGUAUUCAAAAACUUCUUGGAGGGGGAUAUAACUUUUCCUCCAACUUAUAAGUACGACUUAUUCAGUGAUGAUUAUGAUACUAGUGAAAAGUGUCGAGCGCCAGCUUGGACUGAUCGAGUCCUCUGGAAACGGCGUCCGUCGUUUUUUGACGGUGGAAGUAGUAAUAGUGAUAAUUGUUCUCCAGGUAAUCUGGUGCAUUAUGGAAGAGCAGAUCUAAAGCAAAGCGACCAUAGGCCUGUUGUCGCUGUGAUUGACAUUGAAGCGUGCACAAUAAAUUCUGAUUUACGCGAAAAGGUGUUCUAUCAAGUUAUAGCGGAUUUAGGUCCUCCAGAUGGCACUAUUAUUGUUCAUUAUGAAGGUACUGUGGAAAAUGACGAAGGUACUAUUUUCGAUGACAAUUUAAUGAUGGCGCUCUUGCAAGAAUUAGCUCAAAUUGGAGAGGUUGUAUUGGUUCGGUUUGUUUGUGAAACAAUGUGGGUUACGUUUAGAGAUGGCCAAUGUGCAUUGACAGCUGCAGCAAAAAAGUCUGUGAGAGUUCUAGAUUACAAUUUAACCAUAUCUUUAAAAACUGCGAACUGGGUUGAACAAGCUAAAGAGGAAAUAGGCCUAUGUUCGAGUAAUACAGUCCCGCUAUACACACCCAGCGCUCAACCGGAAUACAACUGUUUAGGUAUUCCGGAAGCUUCAAAAACUAUGAUACCACCUCGCCCAGGACCACCGUCAAGGCCGCCACCACCAGUGAAAUCGCCUGCGACACCAAAACGCAUUAUACCAAAAGCCGGAGUAAUUAGUAUCCCAACAAGAGACCUACCGACUGAAAUUAUUCCGACAAAUACAUCCUUCGAUGAAUCGGCGAUAUACGAAGAAAUUAACGACGACAUUGUCAGUCGGCCGGAACCACAAGGCCCGCCUCCUCCACCGCCGAGGCCAGAGCCUUCUCUACCUCCUCUCCCGCAAAGAGGUCCGCCGGCAGUUCCGGCUCGUUGUGCUCCACCGCCCCCUUUACCAGCAAGACCACCCCGUUAAAUAAUUUUUGACCGUUAAUUGAAUUUAUAGAGAGCCACAGGGUUUUGCAAAAAAUUACUCUUUCAUGACAUUGAUAUUUAAUGUUCAGUGUGUACCAACCAUGACAAUUAAAAAUAAGUACCUCUUAGUAAAAAUAGGUUAUACUAUAAUGGAUCUUUUUUAGUCAACCAGGAUAAAUGAAGAGAUAUUUCUAGAUGAUGCAGACUUUUGAAAUUUUUCAUAUUUAACAUGUAGCUAGAACAUGAGUAAAGAUUACUGUUUCUUCAGAAAACCCACGUUGCUUUAUACAGGGUCCUGCAACAGUGCGUCGGUCUUUCCUAGCUCAUACCUGGUAAAAAAUAUUAAAAAAACUUUUCGUGCAAAUGUUGCGCAUCUACAAAAAUUAUUUUUGAAUUUACAGAAUGUGCCAUUUUUAUGGUGUCAAUAGACAUAGUUGUUUCGGUUUCAUUUUUUAACCUCUGCAUGGAAACCUAUUCAUUUUUUGGUUUUUAGUCAAUGUUACCAAAUUAUUAAUUGUUUUCCAAGCCCCACUUUGGUAAAUUGUAGCGACCUCGAUUUUAAACAUCAACAAUCUAUUUAAAAAAAUCGACCGUAAAAAUGGAACACCCUGUACAUUGAAAAACAAUUUCUGUGGAUGCGCGAUAGUUGACAUUUACACAAAAGGUUUUUUUAAUAUUUUUUACCAGGUAUGAGCAAAGAAAGACUGACGCACUGUUGCAGGAUCCUGUAUUUUUUACUUGGAAUUUAAUAUUAAAACACCUUUCAUAAAUAACUCCUUCAAAAGUGUUAAAAAUUCUAAUGGUGUUUUAGUUUCAAAAUUCCCCUACCGUGGGUGCAUGAACAUCUGAUAUAUUUGGGCCUAAUAAAGGUCCCUAUUUAAAUUCGCCAUUUGUCAUACAUAAAAUUGUGUUGUAGAGGAAAAUUCGUGAAAUAUAACUUACCACACGCACUGAACGACACCAAAUAAUUUUCUAGUUUAGUUAGUUUAGUGUAUUUUUAACAAUUCCCUGUGGGUACUCUAGCGGUGUUAGAGACAGGCCUUACUAACUCAUCGGCUCCACAAAACGAGCUUUAUGCGACAGCUUUGCAAAAUUUUGACAUUGAUUGUUCCUUUAUUUACUGCUAAUGGUGAUUUUGGAUUAAUUUUUUGUCCAUCAGUUGGGAUAAUUCCUCGCAGCCUAGUCAUAUGAAUUAGUUUUACUGUUUGUAAUGUAGAGAAAGCCAAAGUAGCUGUAUGCAGCUUUUUCUUGCCUUCUUUUCUUGUAGAAAAUUGGUGAGCAAAGUUCUAUGUAGGAUAAUUAAUUUUUUUGUUUGCAUAUUCAACCGAUUUUCUACAUAAAACUUGAGGGUGGUAGCUGUUGGCUAAAAUAUUACGCUUCCCAACAUUUUAUCUUUGUGAUAACUUUUCCCACAAUUUUUAAGGUAAAAAGCUGGGAAUUGCAAUGUAUUUACUCAAUAAUACAACUGUACUCACAAAAUGACUAUUUUUAAAAAAUCAAUUAGAUAUUGCAGAAACUUUUUUGUUAAUUUAUUAAAUGCACAAAUGUGAUCGAAUAAUUUUAGUAAUAUUGGUGAUAACUAUCAUUUAGUUGCAAUAUGGUAACGCUCACAUGGAAAUAGAGAAUACAAUACAUUCCAUUAGUGACUGAUAUUUUAGUGUAUAUUGUAUUAUAGUAGGUACUUUGUUAUUAAACCAAAUCCCUAUUUUGUUGUCAAUUUCUUAAAAUUGUUGUGUUAAAUUUGAAUGUGAUUUUAAAUAACAAAAUUAUAGGGCGAUUACGUAGCAUAAAACUAUUUUCUUUAUGUAACUAUUGAUGUUUAUUAUAUCAAAAUGAUACUGGCCAGUAUACAUCUUUAUUAAAAAGUUAAUUAACUCUCUUGAAAAACCAAAUCGAUAACAAAUGAUUAACUUUUUAAUAAUAUACUAGCAAAAUGCAUCAACUGCAUUUACUGUUAAUUGCUUGUUUACUUUAUUACAGAGAGAUUAUUAGAGGCGAUAAUUGUUCUGUAACUAAAUAUAUACCUAAUACAUAUUUACACAAG